Messenger RNA from Portunus trituberculatus (swimming crab), 913 nucleotides. Its product is annotated as pro-resilin-like. NCBI's taxonomy places the organism in Eukaryota, Metazoa, Arthropoda, Malacostraca, Decapoda, Portunidae. The coding region runs from base 474 to 806 and encodes 110 amino acids. Gene Ontology annotation, cellular component: extracellular matrix. The transcript has a single exon. The record is from RefSeq and is a predicted model, not a curated record.
AGGGAAAGGUGCAGGUGACGGUGCAUGGUGGAGGUAUAAAGCCUCGUCCAGUGAAGGAAGCGGCAGUCCACCUCACGGCGUGACCACAUCUGCCAACAUGUUCUCUGCGGUAAGUGGUUGCCGCAGAGCUUCAUAACCUGCAGGCUCAUAUGAUCAGCUCUCCUGCAGCGGCGCGCAGAGGCCAAAGGAGCAGCUGUAGUCUCCUGUGAGGGAGUAACCCGCCCUUCGUGUUCCCGUUACGGCAUCACGACUAUCGAGUUAUCCUUGUUCUUGCCCCUGCAGGUGCUGAAGGUGUGUCUGCUGGCAGUCGCUGCCCUGGCUUUGCCCGGUGGCUCUGGGGGUGGCUUCGGGGGCGGGUACGGAGGCGGCGGCGGCGGUGGCGGGUUUGGUGGUGGAUAUGGAGGUGGCGGCGGCGGUGGUGGUGGCGGUGGUUACGGCGGCGGCUAUGGAGGCGCCAUUGCAGUGAGUUACAAAUGUGGUUUUACGUCCUUUCACUGAUAAAUAGUGAUGAUACAAAGGGAGAGGAAGAAGGUGGCAUCACAAGGCGUGGUGCCUCACACUCGUCCCCACAGGUACCCAUCCCUUACAACUUCGACUACGGCGUCUCAGCGGGUAACACCAACUUCGGCCACAGCGAGAGCGGUGAUGGGAACGGCAACGCCCACGGCGGCUACUGGGUCAAUCUGCCCGACGGCCGCGUGCAGAAAGUUGACUACUGGGCUGACGGCGGCGGCUAUCACCCGGUGGUGACCUACCAGGGCACCGCCGUCUUCCCCGCCGGCAAGGGAGGAUACGGAUACCACUAAGGCGACCAUGGAUCCACUACUGUACUAAUGCCGCGGGAAUGACAGGGAGCCGCUGUAUCUUAAUUUACUUAUCCUUGUGUUAAUUAAGCAUUUGUUGAAUAAAUGGC